GUCCUCGUUCUCCUUACUGAAGUAAAUUAAAUUGCUACUACAGUAGUACAGUAACAUUUAAACAACUAGUAUGAAUUGCACAGUUUUAUUGUCCCUUUAAACAUAAUACCUUCUAAUAUUUUUAACGUAUUCUCAAUGUGACGAAAUAAUUAUAUCAAUGUACAACAGAGAGACAUAAACCUAUGUGAGAACCUGUUAGCAGUAGUGUAUCGAGUUCUCGUUAUUUUUAAAAGUUAAGAAUUUAAGCCUCAAUGCGGAGCCAUUUGCGAUUUUAAAACAUGUAUGGUUCUCUGCAAAAUAGCAUGUGGCACUAAUGACUUGUUCUUAAUGUGAAAAUGGGGUUGUGGUACACGUCGGGACAAAUAAACUGUUGCACUGCGAUUUGUACUGUUAUAUCAUUUGUUAUCUGAAGGAUACGGUAGGUUGGAGGGUGUGCAGGUUUAUUUUAUUUUAUUUUAUUUUGAAAGAUUAUUCAGUUGCCUGCGCGAUAUUUUGUAUAAAAGAUUACGCAGGCCUACGGAGCAAACUAUAUCAUUAUAUUGUGUGGUAUGUUAUGGUCAUAUUAGCGGAACCAUAGAAAAGGUCACGGUGAGGGUUAUAGGCUCAGUGCACCAGUUGAACUAGGGUCACCACUAUGUCCAAAUUUCUGCAAGAUUCAAGCUUCGCCAAGGAUUCUAACCCUGGUAGCGUUGGAAAAAAGCGAUGGGGAUUAUGGGUAACUGGAGUGGUAGGAGGGACAUUGAUAGCACUUUAUGCUGUGGCCACUCCAUUUGUAAUCCCAGCCCUCAGGAAGAUCUGCUUACCCUUUGUUCCAGCAACUCCAGCUCAGAUUGCAAAUGUACUAAAGAUGCUACAGUCAAGAACAGGAUCGCUUGUCGACAUUGGAAGUGGUGAUGGGCGAAUAGUGAUUGCAGCAGCAAAGCAAGGCUACAGAGCCGUUGGCUAUGAGCUGAACCCAUGGCUGGUGUGGUAUUCUAGAUAUAGGGCCUGGAGGGAGGGAGUGCAUCACAACACCAGAUUUUAUAUAGCAGAUUUAUGGAAGGUCAAGUUUUCUCAGUAUACUAAUGUUGUUGUCUUUGGAGUUCCACAGAUGAUGCCUCAGUUGGAAGACAAACUUCUAAGUGAACUACAGAUCACAGCCAAAGUCAUUGCCUGCCGUUUCCCCUUUCCCACAUGGGCACCUGAGCACAUGACUGGAGAGGGGAUUGAUACUGUGUGGGCAUACGAUGCAAAAUCAUUUCAAAAUGGACACUGUGGAGGAACUUUCCCAGCCGCAGCCGAGGCACAGAGACACUGUAAUCAAAACACACAGUGAUGCAGAACUGGGCAUUUCAGUUUGUAAAUAAAGGUGAUCUUCUUUGUCCAAGGGAUUUGUUUUGGCGAAUUAUAUUUACCCAAUGGCUCUGUGAAUUGAAAUGAUCUCAGAAUGAAAGAAAUUCAAAAGAACAGAAAGCUCUAUAUGGGGCUACUCACCUGUGUAACAAAGAAUGGAGAACACUAAGUGCUGUUUUGGCAUUUAGUGUUCUUGAAAUCGUUCAAAAAUACAGCCUGAGGUUUUUCAAAACUGCAAAUGUGUGUGAAAUAUUUAUUUUGUCAAAUUAUAUUAUUUUUCAGGGCUAGUAAAACCAGACUUUAAUGUUUUUUGAUUAAUCAUUUCAAUUUGAAGAACCACUUCUUGGUGUAUGUAAUGGCAAUAUUAAUAGUUCUUAGUUGGUUGUAAAGUGUUUAAUAGCAAUAAUAACAUUUUGUCAAAUAUUGGUACAUUGGAUUAUGUAGAAGUGAGGUGUUAUUGUCUGUAUGCAGACAACUGUAUUCUUUUAAGAUGAAGCAAGAUAGGAAAGGUACAUCAUAUGUCGGAUGAUGGUGUUCUCUCGUAAAAGAAAAUCGCACAUUCUUUGAAGUGUUCAUGGUAAUUGAAGACAUUUCUGAUGCAUCACCUAUGCUGCGGCCACCUUCCUCAUCCAUCGAUCCGACCAAGGUUCUUCAAUGUACAACAGUUAUUCCCACAGCCACAUCAUAACCAUGGGUACUGCUGAAAAGCCUCUUAAUGUUACCCUGUACUGUUGAAAAUCAGACAAAUGCCAAGUUGUUUACUUUAAAUCAUAAAUGAAAAUAUGAGAAAUGAAAAAACAGUUCCUGUGCAGUCCAGGUAAAAUGACUUUGCAAUCUGAUUCAGUCAGUUAGGAGAACCUGAUCUAUAUUUCAAAAAUCCAUGUUGAUACCUGAUGUCUUUUUUUUUUUUUUUUUUUAACACUGCAAAAAACAAACAAACCAAAAAAAUCCAAAUCAUGCAGAGCUUGCUUUUUUUUUACAUGCCGAGUAAAUCUGUGGUUAAUGUGUUCCACUGGUUAGUAACUGAAAGAAAAUGCUGUGACAGCAGAUUGCGAGUUUGAUCCCUAGGUUCUGAAUUUAAUUGAUGUCUUGACCCCUAUCUGUGUUUAGCUUAGCUGUCUGACAGUGUGUUCCAUCUCUGCAGAAACAAGCAUCUCUUCAGUAAUAGUUACUGCUCUAUGAUGAGCCUUCUUGGGUGCAAGAAACAACGCAGACGUGAUCACAGCACUUCUAUCUGUUGAUCACCUUGCCUGUUACUUGACUGUAUCUGCUGGUCACCUUGCUUGUUACUUGACUGCUGUUUUUAAUUCGGGAAACCCUAAGUAUGCUGCACACAAGCAAGAAAAUAAACAAACCCUAAAAAGUGAGUCCAUCAUUUUUGUUUGUCAGUUUAUACAGCAGGCCGCUGACUUGCCAAGACACACACUGAAAGAGAAAUGGGAGCAUUCAAGUAAAACAUGUUUAUGUUGAAAAAAAAAAA
Messenger RNA from Acipenser ruthenus (sterlet), 2812 nucleotides. RefSeq names its product ATP synthase subunit C lysine N-methyltransferase-like. The transcript has 5 exons. Bases 635 to 1315 code for a protein of 226 amino acids. NCBI's taxonomy places the organism in Eukaryota, Metazoa, Chordata, Actinopteri, Acipenseriformes, Acipenseridae. The record is from RefSeq and is a predicted model, not a curated record. Gene Ontology annotation, cellular component: mitochondrion. Gene Ontology annotation, molecular function: protein-lysine N-methyltransferase activity. Gene Ontology annotation, biological process: positive regulation of proton-transporting ATP synthase activity, rotational mechanism; peptidyl-lysine trimethylation; regulation of mitochondrial ATP synthesis coupled proton transport.